GUUUGGAGGAAAGAAAGGAUUCGUAACUGUAAAAACCGGAUCGUGAAAAAAAGUGGUCAUUUGCAUUGUGUACCGGAGAACCGGAUUGCAGACUGAAUUCUGCGAACAGGCGACAGCGGCAGCAGUAGCUAAGAAAAGUUUCGGUGACGGUUUCUGUGUUAUCGCAGAGCUAGAAGCUAGGCGGUUGCGCUGGAACCUGACUCCUGUCGGAAGUGUCGCAGUAGGCGUCAAGAAACAGCUGAAUCGGUCGGAGGCAACCAACGGUUGCUGGGUUUGCACUUUGGCCGAGUGCGACACCAUCCUACGACUCCGACACCGACAGAGGCGGCAUCGCACAGUGCUGCGCGCAACAAGGUGAAUCGGCAAAACCGGAGAUAUGUGGUCCGUGUGCAAGAUCCGCGGGCGUGGUAGAACUGGCCAGGCAUUAGUUUGGAGCAUUGUUACGUCCAUUCUCGCCAUUCUACUGCAACCAGCGAAUGCCACCCAGUACCGAGUGGAUAUAAAAACGUCGGUAGUCUAUGGCCCAAAUACGACGGUAAAUAUCGACGCCGUUCUGUACACGGACGGAGCGUUGGUCAAAGACGAUUACAUUGUCUAUUGGCGCGACAACACACCACUGCAGCACCGGAUAGAUGAUAUCAGCUCGCAGGUUCCCCGUUUUAAUUGGACCAUUUCGUUCCCUCAUUCGGUCCCGUCCGGUACGUACGAAGCUACCAUAACGGUGAAGAAGCUAUGGGUGUUUGUUCCGUUAGAUUGUGCCAAGGCAUCUGUAAAGUUUAACCUGACCAGCAUACUUAGCGGGGAGCUGCAGUUGUCACAGAACGACACACUCGUUGAUAGCACGUACAUAGCGAGCACCUUGCCGCUCAACCAGAGCGUUAGCGUUUCGGAACGGGACCGUGUAGCGCUCGAGGAGGCCGCAUACGUGCGAACGUUUUGGUUCAUCAAUUGCCAGUACAUCGGUACAUCGAGCGAACUUUCCACAUUGGGCAACUACACGAAGGAGAACGAAACAUACACCAUCGAGGCUUUGGUGGUAGCAUCCUUUGAGAAGCUUCCCGACCCAACAACCACAACCACUACCACAACCACAACCACCACCACUACCACCACCACCACCACACCAGCCACAACAACGACAACGACAACAACAACAUCGACAACACCACCCACAACUACAACAUCAACAACCCCCGCCACUACGACCACGAGUUCCACAUCAACAACCACAUCGACUCCAAAACCCAAAGAAUUAUCGUCAACGGAACCAACUUCUGGCAGUUCCGGUCAUCCACUUCCGACCGGCUGGCAGCGCAGUAGGCGGGAUGCGAAUCCUUCGCUCAGGCUGGACUCGAGCGCGGGUGACGUAUUGUCACUGAAAGGCAUAAGCCCAGCGUUGCUUAGUAUGAUAGACAGUAAAAACAUUGUGCGGCCAGAUGGCUCCAAGGAAUCGCCCUCAAACGAGCCAUCGGUGGACAGUAUGCAACUAGCAAGGCUAGAAAAGAAAUCCAACACAAAGUUCUUCCUGGAUGAUGCAAAACAGCCGUUCGUUUGUGGCAACAGUUCGAUGGUCCCGCCGGAUCCGGCCAAAGUGUACGGCCACUUUCAGCGAACGAUCGUCGUACAGACUCCGAUCGCUCGUUUCAACGUCUCGGGACAGCAGUGGGUUAAGCAGGGCCAACCGGUUGACCUUGUGUUUCAGUGCAGUGGUUCACCACCGUUUGAGUUUUGUGUCAACUUCAACACAGGCCCCCACAAUAUGACAGGCAACGAAACCUGUGAUCACGGAUGGGAACCGGCGAGAGAUGGCAUUUGUCGCUAUCAACUUCAUCGGUUUUUCUUUGACAAAAAGCUCGGUUCGAUCGUGUUUUUUGUGCGUAAUCGCAUUUCCAACUACAUAACCCAAGUCGGCAUCCAGUUCUACGAGAAUCAGCCGAAGUCGCAGCUCUCGGUGAUAAUUGUACCGAUCGGGUUCUGUCUGCUCGCCGUUACGCUGGUAGUAUUUGGUGUGGCGUACUACAUUCAGAACCGUGAUCGGUUUAUCGUGGAGGUGGCAGACUUCAACUUUGGUGACACGAGUUCGCUGGACGACGACAUGGAGUACAAAACGUUCCACCAACGGCUGGUAGACAGUUUGCGGGACUCGGUCAGAGUACCACGCUUCAACUUCCGCCGGUCCAGUGCGCACGACGUGGACGAUGUGUCGCCUGGAGGAGGGCCAGGCGGCGAUUCUUCGUUGCGUUACGGAUCGAUGACCUAA
Messenger RNA from Anopheles bellator, 2260 nucleotides. RefSeq lists its product as uncharacterized. The coding region runs from base 377 to 2260 and encodes 627 amino acids. The transcript has 9 exons. The record is from RefSeq and is a predicted model, not a curated record. Lineage: Eukaryota; Metazoa; Arthropoda; Insecta; Diptera; Culicidae.